CGGCGGGGGAGGGCGGGCAGUCCGUCCGUCAGCUGAGCGGGGCCGCCGCCGCCAUGGGCGCGCCGUGAGGGCUGCUUCAGAGAUGUCCAACAAGUUGAAGGGCCGUCCUGCUGAAAAUGGAGAGCAUUCCAAGAGUAAAAUGGAAAAUGGAGUGGACAGCAUGGCUGCCUCAGCCCUUAACACCUACACCCCAGAAGAGAUGGUGCAGCAGAUGAAAGAACUAAUCACYGAGAACAAUGAGUUAAAAGAAGCCAUGAAGUUGCACAACCAAGCUAUGAAGGACCGAUAUGAGGAACUUUCUACCUGGAGAGAGAAGCAGAAAGAAGAACGAGAAUUUUAUGAAUUAAAGUUUAAGGAGGCGAAGCAGUGCUUGCAGGCCAAGUGCAUUGAAAAUGAACAACUACAGCAGCAACUUCAGAGCUUAAAGGAAAAAGAAGGAGCUGAAAUAGAGGGUUGCACGGCUCCUGAGAAGGAAGUGAGGCAGCUGAAGUCSCAGGUGCAGCGGCUCCAGGCUGAGAAAGCAGAUCUACUCGCCAUCAUUUCAGAGCUACAGSUCAAGCUGAACAUCUCAGCAGAGGAUUCCUUUGUGGAGAUUGGGAUGAAUGAAGGAGAAAUAAAUAGAACUACAAAGGAACAUCAAGAGAAUAGUGAUGAAAUACCCAGUAAUGUUGCUGUGUAUAUCAGGAGCAAAUCUUCAGAUGAAUCUAAGAAUUUGGAGUCUGAGGAGCUAACUGUGAGCCAGCUGCUCUGCUGCCUUAGAAAUGAAACUCAGAAGAGUGAAAAACUUGAGAAGGAACUUCAGGAUCACAAAGAGAGACUCUCAAAGCUGGAGAAGGAAACCAGAAACUGCCUGGAGAGUGGGACACAAACUGAGCAGGAAGAAGAGAGUUCAGAAGCUGUUGGCAGUGAAGUAGAAACUCUGAAUCUGCAAGUUUGUGCUCUUUUUAAAGAGCUUCAGGAAGCCCAUGAGAAGUUAAAAGAAGCAGAAUUGAUUCAGAAGAAACUACAAGAAAAGUGUCAGGUACUGGAAAGAAAAAGCUUGGCUGCUGCGUCAGAAUUGGAGGAGAAGCAGCAGCUGAUAUACACCAUCAAGAAGCUGGARCUCCAGGUUGAGAGCAUGCAGGCAGAGGUCAAGCUGGAACAAGCCAAGACACAUGAGGAAAAGGCAAGAUACAAUAACCUGCAGGAUUCAUAUAGCAAGCUCCUUCCUGAACUCACUGAGGCAAUGAAAAAAAUUGAUGAAAUGAAACUCAAAGAGCUAGACAGAGUGGAUAAAGCUAUAGUGGAACAACUGACRGCAAAGGUGGAGUUGGCAGAACAAGCCCUUGCUGCAAAGCAGCUCCAGAUAGAUGAAAUGAAGCAGAUAAUUGCUAAACAAGAGGAGGACCUUGAAACUAUGUCUGUGCUCCGUGCUCAGAUGGARGUUUAUUGUUCUGAUUUCCAUGCUGAGAGGGCAGCAAGAGAGAAGAUCCAUGAAGAGAAGGAGCAGUUGGCUGUCCAGCUGGCRUACUUGCUAAAAGAGCAGCAAAACCUUGAAGAUCUUGGACGGACCUCUCUGGCGGAGAUGCAGAGUCGCCACGGAGCCAGGAUGCCGGAUCGAGAGCACUCACCUCACCUUGUCCAAAGAGGAACUAAUAGUCAAGACUGGCCAGAGCAGCGGAAUAUUUCAGUUUAUUCAUGUCCUAAAUGUGAAGAAAUUCUACCUGAUUUGGACACACUUCAGAUUCAUGUUAUGGACUGCAUCAACUGAGUGAAGCUCUCCAAUACUUCAUCUUCUGGAAUUUCACCUGCCAAACACUUKGGGUUUUUUUCCUUCUUGCUCAAMAAAUGCUCAGCUCUUAUGUCCUAUGAAGGAGGUUUUCAGGGAUUUUCUCAUUAAUUCAAUGGGAAAAGGGUAAAACUCUUCCCCUGCCCUGUAGYCACUAAUCUUGUUGUAAUCUGCUUUAGGGAAGGAGUUUAGAUAGGAGUGUAGAUUAACAACAUGGAUGUGCUACAGAACUCGCAGUGUGUCUGCUGCUAUGAAACCUUUCAGGAACAUUCCCCUGAAGUGCUCUGCUCUAUGGCUACUCUGCAGAAUGGGGCUGAAUCAUUGAAGUUGGAAGAGAGAUGAGCUAUUUGCUGAUCAACUCAAAGUACUGUGAGCCUGUGAAUACUUMAUCUCUCAUAUACUAUAUACCAGAAAAGUAAUGCACAAAAAAAGCUGUGUGAGAAGCUUUCAGCAAAAUGGAAUAGUGCUGUAUUCAUUGAGCAUUUGAAGUGAACGCUGCUCUUUCUCCAGAUGGCAGUUUUAUUGCUGCCRUUGUGACCAUACUAAUCUGAUGUUAAAUUUUUGAUGGCUUAUGUAACUUCUUGCUUUAGCCAGAUGUGGGUAAGAUUUAAAACAGAUCCGCUAGGUCUGAUAUAUGUAGCUCCUGGUGUACUCAAGUCACUUGGUUUUAUAGAACUGUUAAUUUUUAAGAUAUUGACUUAAUUUUUCUUUAUUAUAAUAAAAACAUUUGACCCUGUA
This is a messenger RNA of Malurus melanocephalus (red-backed fairy wren), 2506 nucleotides long. RefSeq names its product optineurin (gene OPTN). Gene Ontology annotation, cellular component: cytoplasm; Golgi apparatus; nucleus. The coding region runs from base 83 to 1750 and encodes 555 amino acids. Gene Ontology annotation, biological process: protein localization to Golgi apparatus; Golgi ribbon formation; regulation of canonical NF-kappaB signal transduction. Lineage: Eukaryota; Metazoa; Chordata; Aves; Passeriformes; Maluridae. Gene Ontology annotation, molecular function: K63-linked polyubiquitin modification-dependent protein binding. The transcript is spliced from 14 exons. The record is from RefSeq and is a predicted model, not a curated record.